Molecule: messenger RNA, 2142 nt
Organism: Bactrocera neohumeralis
Lineage: Eukaryota; Metazoa; Arthropoda; Insecta; Diptera; Tephritidae
Exons: 4
Coding region: 712-1440 (242 amino acids)
Source: RefSeq, a predicted model, not a curated record
CGUCUCUGUCCUUGUCCCGUCCAUCGCAUUUCUUGGACGGCGGUGAUGUCAGCCUUUGUUUUUACGAGGACAUCAACCAGCUGGGCAGCGGCACCUUCCCAAUUAAGGGACCGGACAUUCCAGGUGCAUGCCCUUAAUUCGUAGUCCUUCUUUCGUUUGCCAUGGUCGUCAUCAAAAGGGGGUCUCUCAUCCGAGGCUGCUGUUGGUUUUUCAUUGGGGUGAGCUUUUUACGUGGCGGGUCCCAAACCCAGCGCACAACCCUUUGCAGGGGUGUUUCGCCUUCUCACUUUAGCUCACCUUCGAACGGAUGUUCUUAGGCUACCCAGAGGAUACUUGGUCAAAGACCGGAAGUCGUGAGCUGCUUGAGUCAUAUGUAAAAGAAUCGUUUCUGGCCACUCCCAAGUGAAUGGGGAUCAGAGAACUUUCCUCACUUGCGUGAACUUCUACACAUGACCCCAUCCUCCAACCUUGCUAUUGUGAAUGAAAAAAAGCGAUGAACUGGCAAUGCCUAUAGUUCAAUAUACAAACUAUGAUAGCUUAUGACAAGCCAACAUAAUAAUGUUGGUUAAUAGCCUUGGCAGACGACAGCGUUAACCCUGAUUAACUGCGCACCUAAUCAAAUCCAAAUUUAUAGGUGACAGACAGCAGCGAUGCGAGUUAGCGAACAGCUGAUUGGCAUAUUAAUAACAUUUUAAAUUUGAUGAAACAAAAAUGGAUAGAAGACAAGCAUUGCGAUUGUUAGCCGCACAGAUGGUGCAAAACCACAAUUUGUUAAACCAAAGAAUAAAAACAUUACUAGUGAACCUGCUUCAAAAGCUUAAAACGAUAAAUGAAUUGACAAAAGUGAUACUGGAAACUAGUACCAAAGUGGCGUCUUCGGAAAUAAAGGAAAGAAGCGCCUGGAAAUUUGACCGCAAUGGCAGUUUUUGGGAGUACGAUGUCAAAAAGAUAGAUGACAUCCGAUUUAAAGAAAACUUUCGUCUAAACAAAGAAGCUUUUCACAAAAUAUGUGAAAAGGUUAAGGAAAUCGGAAAGUCCAACAGCAACACGCGACUUUGCAUUCCACUUCAGAAAAGAGUGGCUAUUGCGUUGUAUGCGUUAGGUUCUUCAGCGGAAUACAGAACUGUAGCAAGUUUAUUUGGCGUAGGACGCACCACAGUUGGGGAAAUAGUUGUGGAUUUUUGCAAAGCUGUGUGCACAAAUUUAUCGGAUUGCAUCAAUUCCUAUCCCCCAAGCACAGAAGAAGUAGAGCGAAAUGUACAAGGUUUUGCACACCUUGGUUUUCCGCAAUGUUUUGGAGCAAUAGAUGGCUGCCACAUUGAGGUUCAGCCGAAAAAGGAAGAUGCGAUCGAUUAUUACAAUUAUAAGGGGUGGUAUUCGGUUGUUCUGCUGGCAAGUUGCGACUAUAGAUCAAAAUUUACAUAUAUACACGUUGGGUAAACUGGAAGAAAUAACGAUUCGUAAAUUGCUCAGAGCAUCAAAAUGAUUGGAGAUGUUAAUGUCGCCGUAAUACUUAUUGGCGAUUCAGCCUUUCGAUUGUCGCGUUACAUGAUGAAGCCUUUUCCAUACUCACCAAAUCAACCAGUGUUAGAAAAAACAUUUAACUAUCGUUUAUCCAAAUGUCGCAGAGUUACAGAGAAUUCGGUCAACUAAAAGCUCGAUUUAGAAAAAUUGGCAGAGGUUUACCAGUAGCUCCAAAAAACGUUAACGUUACUAUACAUGCAUGCUGUAUUUUGCACAAUUUUCUAUAAAUUGAAAAUGAUGAAAUUCCUUCUUCGUGGAUCCAAGAUGCUGCAGAAAUAAGUACAGAAAUUCAACCACAUCACACUACAAGAGCUGGGGAAAAUGAUGUAACAGCAUCGGCUAUUAGAAAUGCAAUAGCUCUGAGUUUUCAAGAAGCUGAUGGUGACGGCAGCGGACAUGACGGUGAUGGUGACGGCAACGAAGGUGGCAGCGGAGAUGAUGGUGAUGGUGACGGCAACGAAGGUGGCAGCGGACAUGACGGUGAUGGUGACGGCAACGAAGGUGAUAAUGGUGGGUCGGAUGGCGACAACAUUUGGGUUAAUGUUGAAUUCUAAAAAAAAUUAACUUUAUAAAUGCAUGCGUUUACAUAAAUAAAAUAAAUUCGUUUUUACCUCGGAA